Ascochyta rabiei is the source of this 1662-nucleotide messenger RNA. RefSeq lists its product as uncharacterized. Gene Ontology annotation, biological process: regulation of DNA-templated transcription. Gene Ontology annotation, molecular function: DNA-binding transcription factor activity, RNA polymerase II-specific; zinc ion binding. Lineage: Eukaryota; Fungi; Ascomycota; Dothideomycetes; Pleosporales; Didymellaceae. Bases 1 to 1662 code for a protein of 553 amino acids. The transcript has 3 exons. The record is from RefSeq and is a predicted model, not a curated record.
AUGCCCAAAGCUCAACGGAGCAGAGCGUGCACCCAAUGCCGUGAGCGUCGUGUCAAGUGCGAUGAGACGCCAGAGUUCUGUAACCAAUGUCGACGCUUGGGGCUGCAAUGCUCCGGUCCCAUCAUAGGCUCGGUCAUCAUUGACAUGACCGAUCGAGUCACCAAGCCAAGAGCAAAGAAGAAGAAAACCGUGACCAAACCCGCCCUUGUGGUACCCGUACGCGAAGACGAUGCGCAGGCACAGACGCCGUCUACGAGGAGGCGCUCAGCCUUGACGACCAAACCAGAGCCUUCUGGUUCAGAAACAUCGCUUCACAAUUUCCCCUUGUCAUCAGCGCCCAGAGAGGGCGACGCACUGCCCUCAGAAGCAGAGAAAGCCAUUGCGACAAUACGAUACCAGUACAGAGCACCCCAACUAUAUCAGCCGUCUAAGAUCCAAGGUGACGCGCUGGACAUAGCCUUCCUUCUUCAUUUUGUUGAAAUGAACCAGAACACUCGGUCCCACACACCCGAGAUACCAUGGCUUACCCACCUGCCGGUAAUACAUAGCAAAGCAGCUAAGCCUGCUGUGAAGCUGUCCAUACGCGCAGCUUCCAUGGCCUUUUUCGCCAAGCUACACCAUGAUCCCACCAUUCUGGUGGACUCGUACCGAUGGUAUACAGUCUCCCUCAACGCACAGAGGAUGUCGCUGUCCCGACUGGGUGUUCAGAAUCGAAUGCCAGACGAUGAGGAGAUCUUAGUGCCUAUCAUACUAGGGCUGUACGAAGUGUAUGCCGGUACAACCUCCGACAGUGUGCUGCAUCACGUAGCUGCAGCUUGCGAGAUCAUCAAGAUGCGAGGGCCUGAGAACUGCAAGUCUGGCGUCGUGUGGCCGAUGUUCAAGGCUAUGCGUGUUUCUGAUGCACAAAAGGCACUCAUCUUGAACAAACCCUCUGUCUUCGCCUCCCCGGACUGGAUGACAAUCCCCUUUAUCGAUAUGCCCCGCAAUGCGCACCAUGAUCUGGCAGACAUCAUGCUUAUGAUCCCCGAGUGCAUCAGCUUGUGUCAGAUCAAAGGCAGUCUACAAACUUUCUUCAACUCGCCCUUCUCGCCAAACGUCGAUCUGGACCCCUGCCGGAGACGAACUAGGGAGCUUAUCAAAGACCUAGACGAGUGGGCUUCAGCAUACCCCUACCUCACCACCCUGUCAUCAGGUCUGCAUACAGUCGCAACCGACAUGGCAAGUCUUUCUGUGAGCGGCGUGAAACCUGCCUUCGAGGGAACAUCGACGGAUGUCGUGCUACCAGACAGCUUUGUCGCUCUCACAGUCGUAACCUUCGAAGCCGUCCAGUUGACGCUCACGCUCCUCCUCCACAAGCUCAAUACCCAAGACCUCGAUCGCAGCCCGUCGACACUACUAGCCUCUUCACCAGUAUCGAGCGCUUCCCUUGCCAGUCUCCUCCAUCAGGCGGAGCGGUCGGCAGAUCUGAUACUGCGGACAGCGGGGCAUCUAGAGGGCACAAAGACUGUAGGGUUCGAUUUCAUCAGAAGUGUGACGCCGGUUGUGGUUGUCGCCAUACUCGGACCGACGGAAGAAUUGACGAGCAACGCGAUGGCGAUGCUGAAGAGAUGGGGCGAGAAGAGGGGAAUGAACGGAUUGGUCAGAGCGUGGAUGCAUUUGUGA